CUCUGUUAUGCAAAUAUCGAUGUUAUUCGUGAGAUUCUAUUAUAAAAAAAUUGAUUACUUUUAUUUUGCGUAAGUCAGAUCAGGUGCGGAAAUUGCAUUGUAUAGAACUAUGAGAACUGAUUUGAUUCAUUCAUUUACCCAGAUAUCGGGAAUUUAAUGGUUUUACAAAGAAAAUAACAAUCGUAGCCCGGAAGACAGUCGCAGAUAUUCCUGCGGGAACCUUUACAGUUCCAUGAGAAGAUCUUCGAUGUGUCCAACUAGAAUAACCGAAAUACCCGUAGAAAAUAUGGUCAAUCAGACGAAAUUAGAAACUUUAGAAUGGCAAUUAAAAGAAAUUCAAAAAAGUCGCGAAAUGUACAGGGCCGUGAUGAAACAAAUCGUAACGUAUUUGGAAAAGGCUCAUCACAGUCUGGAAUUGCUGGGCAGCAGGAUUAACCGCAGGAAUUCCGUGCAUAGGUCGCGAAGCGAGUAUCAAAUGGAAUCGACCAGAUUCAGCGAUCUUUCGACGUUGUCUUUGGGUAAUCAAAGUCACAGCAGAACGUUGGACGAACAUAAAAUCAAAGAUCUUCAAUGGCAACAAUCUAAACCCGAAGAACCGUCCCCCGAAGAAUUUCCCCCGGAAAAACUGGCCCAAGAAGCAUUCAGGCUCCUCCGAACCGCUCAAUCACUGUUGAACACUCGAGAGCCUGAUCUCGCCCAGAUGCCACCCUGCGAACCCGUCAACGACAUCGAAUUCCUGCAACAGCUCGCCAAAGAGUUCCCGCCGCCCGAAAACAAGCCCCAACGAGCCACGUCUUUCUCUCUUAGCCCCAAACUCAUCACUCCCGAGACCGACAACAAGAUUGCUACAGCGUUUAACAGGAAACUGUCAUUGCAACUGAGUGACGUAAGAAGGACGUCACGGUCUUUCAGGAACGUCGAUUCUGCUAGAUGUUCGGUGGCUGAAAGCGACACGGAUGUAGGUAACGAUGUCGGAGUGUUUUGUUCUGGAGUCAAAACGAAAUCCGAAAAAUCAAAUUCGCCUAAAAAUGGAAGCAUCAGUUCUGUAGAGGAUGAAAGCGGAUUUUCCUCCAUGAACUCGUUUCAGGAAAUUGGAUUGCCACUAGUGAAUUCGACGAUGACAGAAGAGGUAUCUACAAAAACCGCCCUUCUACGCAGCAUGCUUCACAACAACUCCAAUUACAACUCCCUCAAUUUUUCUCUGGAUCAAGAUUCGUUCACGGACUCGUUAAGCAAUUCGAGUUGCAGAAACUCCCCGAAAGAAGAGCGCAAACCGACGAUAGACAACAUAAGGCUGUGGCAGAAACCUGGAAAUGUAGCACCAUCGAUGCCGCCUCUGCUACCUCCACCACCGCAGCAUAAAAGAUGGAGUUCGACACCCAUUAAAGAAGCGGAAAGUCAGAAUUUUAAAGUUCUUUGGGUAUAAGUGCAGUAUUGUUGACGGAAGGAUGUUUAAUAUAUUUUGUAAGCCGAUUUUUUUUCUAUACAGAAGCCAUUUUUUAUCGAAAAAAAAAAUUAUAUACUUGAAUUUUGUUAACGUCAUAUAUCUAACGAUUAUUGGUAUUUGACAGAUUCAUUGUCUUGUAUAUCAUUGCUAAAAAGCAUACUUGUUGCCAAUAAACUUGACAGAAACAACACUAAAACACACAAAAAAGAAUUAAAUAAACAAAAUUGUCCAGUUUGUGGCAAUAUUGCUUUCCAGCAUCGAUAUGGCAGGUCUGCUGUUGUAUGUCAUAUUAAACUGACAUCUGACAAAUUGACAGUUUCGUUGUCAUUUGUCAUAGUUGACAAAUGACAGCAGUUAAAUAAAUGUAAAAUUGGCAGCGUAAAAAAUUGAUACUUUUUUCAAAGCCGUAACUAAAAAUCUAUAUAUUUUGUUUUUUUUUUU
This is a messenger RNA of Psylliodes chrysocephalus, 1888 nucleotides long. NCBI's taxonomy places the organism in Eukaryota, Metazoa, Arthropoda, Insecta, Coleoptera, Chrysomelidae. The record is from the annotation of a GenBank genome assembly.